Wasmannia auropunctata (little fire ant) is the source of this 2245-nucleotide messenger RNA. RefSeq lists its product as uncharacterized. The record is from RefSeq and is a predicted model, not a curated record. The transcript is spliced from 4 exons. Lineage: Eukaryota; Metazoa; Arthropoda; Insecta; Hymenoptera; Formicidae. Gene Ontology annotation, molecular function: protein binding. The coding region runs from base 822 to 1316 and encodes 164 amino acids.
GAGAGAGAGAGAGAGAGAAAGAGGGGAGGGAGCGACUCAUCUUCGUCAACAUCCGCGAUGGCGGGGAAAUCGGCAGGGUUCGCGUUCCCGUUAAUCUCCACGUGUCACGUGUCGUCAAACGCCACGUGUUAUAAGCACGACAAAUAAAUACAAGUCGCUAGGCGGAUUGCCAAGAUUGUUGUUAAUUUUGAGAAUGUAUAUAACGCCGUCGCAACGUUGCAUAGAAUUUUGGAUUAUAAAUUGAAACAGGGAAUGACAACUCGCCGCAGCCGCGCGGAAUGUAAAUCAUGGAUUGGUUCGCGACUGAUUGGUUGUGCGAAUUUAGUGAUUGUUGUGACAACGUAAUAUAUCAAAUAUUUUUGUUGGAAUCUUUUUAGAGGACACCUAUUUUAGAGGAAAAUCUUUUAAUUGAAUCCAUCUCUCAAUCGCAGAGCAGUUAAUAAGUUUUUAUUGAAUUUAUUGGUGAAGGAUUACUCACGUUGGCUGACAACGCUAAUUUUUUACAAUAACGCUUUUACACGCGUGCGUAACUUUCCGAAUGUAACGGUAUUCUGUGCUGACAUUCUUUUCAGAGUGACCUGUCAGGCCUAGCUGUUUAUCCGCCAUGGUCGAUUAUUUCUGUCAGACUCGAGCAUUAGAGUAACUUUUUUGCACAAUUAUGAACUUUUGAACAAUUUAAAAGUUCGAGAAGUUAAAAGAGCGCUUUAUAAUUUAAUUUCACGCGAUGUAAUGUAAAAUAUUUUGAUAAACUAUGAACUAAUUCGUUACUACGAGAUACAGACGCGCGUAUUAAAUCACGCGCGGUGCGCGAUAUUUGCGAUAUGUGGGCGCCGGUGAUAUCUGUUGUGUGGGCCAUCAUGUAUAUGAUGCAACGAAAAAUUAUGCCGGGAAAUCUGAGCCAGGAGACGUCGAAGAAUUCAAAGGGUGAGUCUAAUCGCUUUGUCGAUGAGGAAGUUCCUGUAACUAUGGGCUUCACGCGUCGUCCAGCCCGAAAGAAAGCAGAAGCUCACCGAGCUCUGGAGCUCCUCGAGGAUUACCAUGCUAAGCUGACGAGACCGCAAGACAAGCAGCUGCGAUUAGCCAUCGAGCGCGUCAUACGUAUCUUCAAGAGCAGACUCUUCCAGGCGCUGCUAGGAAAGAGAGAAAAGUUCUGCUCGCUGCGAGAGAGCCAGGAUGGCGGAAAGGAACGAGAUCGAAAGAGAUGUCUCGUAGUUGCUUUUCGGAGGUGCAGAAAGUCCAAGGGAAUCGCGUUAAAGUUAUUUCUAUUCAUGGAGAACCCGGGAGUAAAAGCAUCAGUGAUAUUUCUAAUUCAUUGAGCGGUUCGCCGAUCGCUAAGGGCGACGAGCUCUGUUUUCUUUUCUGAAUAAGAUGAUAGCGCGGUGACUUGGUUUCUUUUAAAAUUUUUCGAGCGGCGAUGGCGAACGUUACGAAUAUUAUAUUCGCGGUCGAAUGCGCAAUUUCCUUUCCUCUCUCUCACGCCGUUACGGUCUACUCUGUAUUCCGCGCUUUAUAAAGUAAAUCCCCAGUUUUCUUAGACACAAGAUAGAACGUUCUAUUACUCGUGGAAACGUUGGCGUGUAUUCUGUCGAGAUAUUCCGCUAUUAGCGUGAAAACUAAGGAAUUACUGUUGCUUUAAUUUUCUCACUGAUGACGAAUAUAUGUUGGCGAAAUGACGUUCGCGAUGACUUUUUGCUUUAAAAUAUAUUGUAAUGACGCUAAAAUGUAGCAUUAUUUUAAUGGGUUUUUAUCUAAAUUGCGCGCUUGCUGCUCAACCACUUAAACGCUCAUAUCAUUAUUUCAUGCAAUGUAUACGUGUGUGCAAACUGAGAAACAUUUAUCAACAUAUAUAAACAUUAUCAAGGCGCUUUUAAAAGUAUUAUCUUAAUGCGAAAGUAUUACCUUGACUAAUGUAAUAGUAAAUGUAAUAGUAUGUAAUCUCUGAUUAUUCUUUAGAUUAUUAUCUGGAAAAUCACUUUCAUUUUGAGAUGUGACAGUAAUUCAAAAAAUUUUAAUUCCAUCCGAAUAAAUGAUUUGUUAGACGGAAACAUUUAUUGUAACAUAUAUGUAGCAAAAGAACAAUUAAACGUAUAAAGGCGCAAAAAGUUUUUAAAAGUACAGUAAUCUACUUUUAUUGUUCAAUUGAGUUUGUCAUCUUUUGAUUUUUUAGACACACUAUAUACAUAUAUAUCAAUCAAUAGGUACUGAAAAGUUACCAAGAUUAUUACUAAAUUUAAAUAAAAAAAUU